This is a messenger RNA of Solenopsis invicta (red fire ant), 2775 nucleotides long. RefSeq names its product WD repeat-containing protein 36. Gene Ontology annotation, biological process: rRNA processing. The coding region runs from base 1 to 2670 and encodes 889 amino acids. The transcript has 3 exons. Gene Ontology annotation, cellular component: small-subunit processome; Pwp2p-containing subcomplex of 90S preribosome. NCBI's taxonomy places the organism in Eukaryota, Metazoa, Arthropoda, Insecta, Hymenoptera, Formicidae. Gene Ontology annotation, molecular function: protein binding. The record is from RefSeq and is a predicted model, not a curated record.
AUGGUGCAAAGUAAAAUAUUCGCGCGAAAUCGAGCGCUUGGAUAUGUCAGCAAUAGCGUACCUCUCGUUACGAGGUAUAUCCUCAGAAGAAAAGAACAUCUCAUCGUCACGUGCGUAGGCAAGGAGUUCCACACUUAUGGAUGUAAACAUUUUACUCUGAUGAGUGUUUCGGGUACGCAUCCCGACGAUAUCACCUGCCUGGUUACAGACACGUUUCACGUGUACACGGCCAGUGCGAAUAAAAUUUUCGCGUGGCGCAGAGGAACAGAGUUGAAGCACACUUACGAGGGUCACGAUUGUACGGUUCACAUAUUGUUGCCAUUCGGCGCGCACUUGCUCUCUGUUGACGUAAACAGCACCUUGAAGGUAUGGAGCAUUAAGGAGGAAAGUCUCUUGCUGGAGUUGAACUUUAGUAACACCAUCUUCAGGAUAACUGCGUUGAUGCAUCCCAACACGUAUAUGAACAAGAUUCUGCUGGGCAGCGAACAGGGCCAGCUACAACUGUGGAACAUCAAACUGCCCAAGAUGGUACACACGUUCAAGGGUUGGCAGAAUAGUGUGAUGGCGUUGGAGCAAGCACCCGCGAUAGACGUGGCUGCUAUAGGUUUAUUCAAUGGUCGCAUUAUUCUGCAUAAUCUCAAAUAUGACGAGACUAUUUUUGAGCUUGUGCAAGACUGGGGCCCGGUGAUAUCCAUCAGCUUUCGUACUGACGGUUCCCCCAUCAUGGCGACGGGCAGUAUGUCUGGUCAGAUCGUAUUGUGGAAUUUGGAGCAACGAACAGUGGAAAGCCAGCUAUGCAAGGCACACAACUCUUCUGUCACAGGUCUAAAAUAUAUACCAAACGAGCCAUUAUUGGUUUCGUCUUCGCCAGACAACUCUCUUAAACUAUGGAUAUUUGAUGUGGCUGAUGGCGCCGGCAGACUCUUAAGGAUUAGAGAAGGACACUCUGAUCCUCCAACAAUUGUUCGAUUUUAUGGAAAUGAUGGCAAUUAUCUGUUGACUACUGGUGGUGAUUCCUCACUUCGGCUAUUUUCUACUGUCACGGAGAUAAUGAACAAAAGUCUGGGUAGAGCCUCGUUUAACAGGAAAGCCUCUAAGAAAAAGGGUCACUCAGUUGACGAUCCGAUGUUAAUGCCGCCGAUAACUGAACUUGCAUCCGAGAUAACGCGGGAAAAGGAAUGGUGCAACAUAGCAGCUACUCAUUCUGGUUUAGGCAUGGUCACUACAUGGUCGUCUCACCUUCAAAAAAUGGGCGACCUGAAGUUGCUUCCCGAGAGAUUUAAAAGCAAUUCUAAUUUUGUUACUGCAACCACCUUGUGUUUAACAAGAUGUGGAAAUUUUGUUGUAAUCGGUUAUAGUACGGGCCAUGUUGAGAGAUUUAACAUUCAGUCAGGGAUCCAUAGAGCAUCCUAUGGGGACGAGAGUGGCGCUCACGAGGGUCCCGUUAAGGGUGUCAUGGUUGACGAUUUGAAUCAAACUCUCAUCACAGCUGGCAAAGAUGCAAAAAUCAAGUUUUGGGAUUUUAAACCUAAAAAAGAUAUAAAUAUGGCAAAAACGAUAUUAAUAAUGGAAGACUCGAUCGAAUGGAUACGAUGUCAUAAUGAGAGUUCCCUUGUGGCUAUAGCCUUGCAAAAUUUUGAUGUUAUGCUAAUGGAUGUAGAUACAAGGAAGAUAGUUCGUCAUUUUCAAGGGCACGAAGGACGAGUAACAGAUGCUUGUUUCAAUCCUGAUUCUAGAUGGCUAAUCACAGCAUCUAUGGAUUGCACAAUCCGCACUUGGGAUAUACCAUCGUCACACUUAAUAGAUAUCUUUCAGGUUCCUGAAGCUUGUAUAUCUUUAAGUUUCUCUCCAACGGCAGAAUUUCUUGCGACCGCACAUGUACGUCACUUAGGUAUCUUUUUAUGGUCGAAUCGUAUGCUCUAUUCGCACGUUUCGUUGAAAGCUAUUAGCAAAGACGAUAUAAUACCUGAAGUAGAACUUCCUGGAUAUUCCAAAGAAGUUGAGAAAACUGAUGAGGACGAUGUCCUUAUUGAAGAGCCAGAUUACGUGUCUCCCGAUCAACUUGACAGUGAUCUUAUAACUAUGUCUGCCGUGGCUCAAUCUCGAUGGCAGAAUAUACUCGACAUCGAUAUCAUUAAAAAGAGAAACAAGCCGAAGCAACCGCCUAAAUUUCCAGAGACGGCGCCGUUCUUUUUGCCUACGAUUCCAUCAUUGGAAUUACGUUUUGAUCUCCCUGAUGUCCCAAAAACUAACGAAAACGUCAAAAGUACUCGUGUCCAUCCUACUUUACAAAAUGUUACUUCGUUCAACAAGAGUCUUCAAUCAAUUACCAACAAUUUUUCGGACGUGAUAGAAAAACUGAAGGCGAUGAGUCCCAACAAUAUCGAUUUCGAAAUUCAGUCAUUAUCUUUGGAUGAGAAUUCUGCUGAAUUAGCAGUACUACAGUUUAUGAAGAUGCUUCAUUACAUGAUGGAACAACAGACAGAUUUUGAAUUGUCACAAGCGUAUUUGGCGGUGUUCUUAAAGUGGCAUGGUCCAAUAAUCUUGGAAAAUGAUAUGUUACGAGAUUACCUGAAAAAAAUUCAGGAAGCGCAAAUGAGAAAUUGGUCUACGCUACGAGAGAAAUUAUUUUAUAACUUAAGUGUUGUACAACAUUUAAAAAAAAUGUAAAUAAAAAAGCAUUAUUUUUAUAUUAUGUAAAUAUUUUGUAUAUCAUGUAAAUAAUUGACAAAUCACCACAGAAUAAAUAAAUUGAAGUAUUUUAUUUAUUUUCAA